AUGCCAUUCAAUUAUAAGAAAUGGCAGAAAGUUCCUCAACACUAUAAGGAAUCAAUUUGGGAAAAGGACUAUUAUGAAAUUGAAAUUGAAGCAAAAAAAUGGGUUCGUAGAAAAAUGGGUAUCCAGUGGAAGGACUUCAGGCUUGAAUUAAAAGAAAUAUAUGAUAAAUCAAUGACGAUUCAUGAGUGCUUUGCAAAGCGUGAUGUCCGUUUUGCAUUGGAUCAGUGGAAAUACCCUAUAGAUAUGUGGAGGGAUGUGAAGUAUCCGCUUCAGGAGAUUGGUGAGGAACCGUUAAAGGUCGAUUUUUACAAGAUAACACAUAUUAAAAAGAACUUAGAACUGGUUGAUGAAGAAUCAGGCAAAAAGCUGAAAGAGAUGGAAGAUAAGUUAGAGGCGAUGCCAAUAGAGUUACAAAAAAAGAAAGAGACUCAUGAAUCCAUGUGGACAGAAUCAUUUGGUGAGGAAUCUCAUGGCCGAGUGCACCUAGUUGGAGUUGGGGUAAGCCCAAAAGACAUUGAAUCGUCGAAAAAUAAUGUUGCUCUCAACCGGAAGAAUGAGGAAUUGCAAAAUAAAGUGGAGAUGCUAGAGGAGAAGAUGGAAUUAGAAAAGAAAAAGAAUGAAGAUGUGAUUAGCAGUAUGCAAUCACAAAUUGAAAAACUUACCCAAUUCAUCAUGAAUUGA
Molecule: messenger RNA, 681 nt
Organism: Macadamia integrifolia
Lineage: Eukaryota; Viridiplantae; Streptophyta; Magnoliopsida; Proteales; Proteaceae
Exons: 4
Coding region: 1-681 (226 amino acids)
Source: RefSeq, a predicted model, not a curated record